Molecule: messenger RNA, 1039 nt
Organism: Paramecium sonneborni
Lineage: Eukaryota; Ciliophora; Oligohymenophorea; Peniculida; Parameciidae
Source: the annotation of a GenBank genome assembly
CGGGUAUGAAGUUGAUUUCUUUAUGUCUAAUAGGUCUUGUGAUGUCAAAUAAUAUUAUGCUUUAAACAGCAAAUCAUUCAGAGUUUAAGGAAGUGUUUGGAUAAUUUGCAAAAUCUAGUGAUUUUGGUAAUAAGUUAUUUGGCGAACUUUCUGAAUUCAUUCAAAAGGGAGCAACUCUUUAAGAUUUGAAUGAUCAUGUAGAAGAAUUAAGAAAACAUUUAGCAGAUGAUUAAGUUGAAGAUGAAAAGUUCUUCAAUGAAUAAUAAGAAUCUCUUGAAGCUGGAUUAUAAGGUUUAAAGAUUGAAGUACAAGAAUUAAAUGAGGCAGUAGAUGUAGCUGCAAAAAAGAUAUCAGUUUUGAAUCAAUAAUAAUAAAUAAUUGAUAAUCUCUUUUCUUAGGAUUAAGCUUAAUACUAAAAAAGACUUGCUAAUUAAAAUGUUAUUUUGGAAACAAUAUCUACUUUGAUUGAGAGAGCACAUACUCUAUCAUUAGAAGGACAUAGUCUUAUUUAGAAGGAUAAUCUUCUUGAAGAAAUAAAAUAAUUGGGAAGAGGAAAACAUAUAGAAGUUUUGGCUUAAGUAUUUUGAUUAUAAAAUAUAGAUAACUGCUCAUUUAGGUACAGAAUAAAUAGAAAAGGUUUUGAACCUAUUGGAAAGUCUUAGAAAUGCUGUAGAAGCUAGUUUAGAAGCUGAUGAAGCCAAAGAAUAAGAAAAUAUUAGAUUAUAUAAUAAAUUAAGUGGAGAGAUUACUGCGUAUUUAUAUUAAUGAUUUAGUUCUGUUUCAGAAUCUUAAAGACAUUAUUAAUAAUUAGAAGAACAUUUUGAAUAAAAAGAAUAUGAAUUACGUAUAGGAAAGGAAGGAGUUAAAGAAGUAGGAUAAAAAUUAUAAGAUAGAAAUGAUUAUAGGUAAAGUUUAUAUUAUAUUAAAAUAGAUAAUUCAUAUUGGAUAGAGUAAGAGAAGCUUAAGAAUUAUUAAAUGAUAAUUUAGAUAGAAUUGCAAGAUGGUCAUAAGAAUGAUUAAUAUAUGAAUAUUAUUGGCC